AUGAUGGAUGAUUUUUUUAAGUCGUCAAAGAACAAUGGCAAUGAUAAUAACAAUGGUGGAGGUGGCAGUGGUGCUAGUGAUAAUAGUUAUUUUAAAAAAAGAAAGGAAGAACCGGAUUUUAAUUGGCUCAUUAUGUAUGAAUGGCUUGAAAUCAAAAAAAUACAUGGAAAGUUUGUAAUGUUUUGCAAACUAUGUUGUGCCUCUAAUAGAAAAAACGUUUUUACAAGCGGCUGUGAAAUGUUAAAAAAAAACUAUCUUGAUAGGCACACAAAUAUUGGAGACCAUAAAUUCGUUGUGGAGUUAUUUAAAAACCAAAAAAAAAUAACUGACAUGUUUUUACCAUCAUUGCCACAACAAUUGAAUAAUAAUGAUGCUCAUAUUCAAGUACCACAAUCAAAUAAUGAAUCAAAUAAUGAUAAUUAUAAUAAUAUUGCUCCUACUUCGUUACCAUCACCAACACCACCAUUAAACAACAACAAUGAUGAUUAUAAUAAUAACAAUGUUCAAAUAUUAUCACGAUCACCAGAUUUAAAUAUUAAUGUUCCACAAUUAAAUAAUUAUUAUAAUAAUUAUAAUUACAACACACAAGUACCACAAUCAAAUAAUAAUAUUAUUACUUCGUUACCAACACCACCAACACAAUUAAAAAACAAUAAUAAUAGUAUUACUUCUUCAAACAACGUUGUUCAAUCAACUAAUAAUAAUUAUAAUAAUUAUAAUUACAACAUGCAAGUACUGCAAAAAAAUAAUAAUAUUAUUACCUCUUCCUCUACUUCGUCACCAACACCACCAACACAAUUAAAAAACAAUAAUAGUAUUACUUCUUCAAAUGAU
Entrophospora candida is the source of this 834-nucleotide messenger RNA. The record is from the annotation of a GenBank genome assembly. Lineage: Eukaryota; Fungi; Glomeromycota; Glomeromycetes; Entrophosporales; Entrophosporaceae.